AUGCCUCCUCACAUCUCUCUAUAUACCACUGAAGCAGUGAAAAGUAUUUGGGUUCGUUGGAACAUCCGAUGGGCCAUUUUGUUCAGUCUCUUGUUGCAGGCCCUAUUGAUUCUUGUGGCUCUACUCAGAAAAUCUGCUAGAGGAAAAUUCAAUAUCAUCCUCAUUAGGUUUGCAUUUUUGUUGGCUGACGCAGUUGCCAAUUUUGCAAUUGGUCUCAUCUCCAACAGCCAACAUAAUCAAUAUGACAAGGCCGGCCACAACGCCAACCAGAAGCCCGAGGAGAACAGUGAUCUAUUAGCAUUUUGGGCGCCCUUUCUUCUAUUACACCUCAGAAGCCCUGAUACCAUCACAGCUUUUGCUCUCGAAGAUAAUGAGCUUUGGCUAAGACACUUUUUGGGCCUUGGCUUUCAAGCAGGGGCUGUUGUUUAUGCCUUCAUCCAGUCACUUCCCAACAAGAGCCUAUGGGUUCCCACAUUACUCAAGUUUGUGGCUGAGGAAUAUGACUUUAAGAAAAAGAACAAACUCCCAACACAAAUCAGUUUAACACUGGAGCCUAAUAAAGAAGCCAAGGCUUCUGAUGUUCCACCUAAGACGAACCGCUUGAAGCACUUAGAGGUGGUGCAUUAUGCUUAUAAAUACUUCCAAACAUUCAAGGGACUUGUUGUUGAUCUCAUCUUCGGCUUUCAUAAGCGCGGCGAGAGUCGUGAUUUCUUCAAAAUUAGGGACCCUAAAGAUGCUCUAAGGGUAAUUGAGGUUGAACUCAACUUCUUGUACGAAACUCUCUAUACCACGGUGGAAGCUCUACACUUGAGGAUGCAGAAGAUCUAUGUUGGCUAUAUUUUGCGAUUCCUAGCUCUUGCGUGUGUUUUGGCUACUUUUGGAAUCUUUAAUUUCAAAGUAAACAAACAUGAAUUCCGUGGAGUUGAUAUUGGAAUCAUCUACACCUUGCUUCUUGGUGUUAUUGCCCUGGAUGUAAUAGACAUCUUCAUACUCAUUUUUUCUGAUCGAAGUAUUGCUUCUAUAAAGGACCCUGAACGUCCACCCAAGUGGGCACCCAUCUACAAAGCUUUCCUUGUCCUAAUGAGGCCAUGGUGGAAGACUUUUACAUGUAACUGUAAAUACGAGCACAGUCCCGAACACGAACUACUUGCCACUCCCCUUGUAGUUCGAAGGUGGUCUGGAUCCAUCUCAUCACACAACUUAAUAAGAUACUGUCUGAAAAGUAAUAGGACAAGCAUCCAUGAAUUCCCUAGUUGGUGGCAGAUCAUGUUUGAAAGCAUACUUCGUUUCUUGAAACUCUAUGAAUGUUUUGAUAAAUGUGCUACCUGCAUUUGCAACGUCAUUGAAGAAUGUUUAAGCCCUAUUAGAAAAGGUCUAGGUAAAAUUUUCUGGCCCUGUUUCGAAAAAAUCUUUUCCUUUUGUGCGAAAGAUUUAAUGGAUGAGAUGGUGUAUGUGUCCCUCGAGCCAUUCAGCUUGGACCUAUGGAUAUUCAUCUUUGAGGAGUUAAAAACAAAAUCUAAGUUUGCAGAUACUCCAGAAACCGCAAAGAGAAUAUCCUUAGCCAGAGAUCUAUGUUACCACCCUGAUGAUGAUAAGGUUCGAAAGAAUACAAAUCGACAGGACACGGAGAAUCCAACAGAUCGGCAGGAUCAUGAGAAGGAGGAAUUGACAUAUCGGCAGUUCAGUAAAACCCUGUCGGAUUACAUGCUGUAUCUUCUAGAAUUUAGGCCAACCAUGAUGUCUGCCGUGACGGGUAUUGGGAAAAUAAAAUUUCGUGACAUAUGUGCUGAGGUUGAAAGGUUCUUUAAGUUGGUGGAUUUACGUCCAAAUCAGGAUAAGAAGGCUUGCGAAGAAUUAUUGGGUGUGAAGACGAAUGUUGGCUCUCUAGAAGUGAAGGGAGACCCAAGUAAAUCAAUGUAUUGGUGGACAGAUGAUGGCCUUCAGAAAGUGAAGGGAGGCCCAAGUAAAUCAGUGUUGUUUGAAGCAUGUAUGUUGGCCAAAGAGCUAAAUAAGAUGAACAAUAAGUGGAAAAUAUGA
Molecule: messenger RNA, 2037 nt
Organism: Gossypium raimondii (Peruvian cotton)
Lineage: Eukaryota; Viridiplantae; Streptophyta; Magnoliopsida; Malvales; Malvaceae
Exons: 3
Coding region: 1-2037 (678 amino acids)
Source: RefSeq, a predicted model, not a curated record